CGGUAGCUGCAUCUCUGUCGGCCGGGAGGAGAGGCGGUCCGCGGCCGCGGCUUGCGCCCCAAUGCUGGCGCGAUUUUCACCGCGCUUCCACGCGAAUCAUUACACGGAGAUAUCGCUCGUUUCCGAACACAUUCGCAAGUUUCCGCGCCGCGUCGCGACCGCACGUUCUCAUUGCAAAUCCUCGCUCCAUAUUCCGAUUUUAUUUUUUUAUUAGUGCUGCCAAUUGUGCUAAUUCGACUGUUUGCCACGAUAGUGAUGUACUGACUCACCUGCCACAUCGGACCUCUUACGUGGAUAGUGCAAUUAAUAACACCAUGUGCAUAUGAACGCGAAUUGCAAUUAACGGAAACUUGCAAAAUAAUACAUCGACGCGAAAUCAAUUAACAAACUUUAACCCGUUCAAUCGAUAGCAAUGGAACUGAAUUACAAAAUGUACAAAUUACAAACACGAUAAUGGGACAUCUAGUUAACGACACGAUCAGUGUUCAUUUGAAUUUCUAAUUCAGAUUGUUAGACAAACAAUUCAAAUUGGACGUUUACCGAGAAAAAAAAAUGGCGAGAUAAGCCGUCGGGGGUAGCGCGCGAAUUUAAUUGAAAUGUCAUCGAGCAGAUGAAAUGAAGACUUCGCUCGAAUGCGAGCGUGCCGAGACCGCCGAAAGCGGCGGGAAAGGCCGAAUAUCUUUUAGCGUGGACUCGCUGCUGGGGGGUAGGCAGGACGCUCCGGUGAAGGACACCGCGGCCGACACGAACAGUAAUGACGCGGAGAGUACCGACGCGGCGCCCGAGAGUGACGAGAGUGACGUGGACAUCGAGGAUGUUGACUCGAACGUUGAUGAUCGGGAGGAGAGGGAGAACGGUCAUGAUGGGGAGGAGUUGGAGACGAGAGGAGGAGUGGUGGUGCCGCAGCCGCUGCUGCCGCGGCUGUACCAGGGCCCGCCGCCGCACUCCUGGCCGUUCGGAGCCUUCCCCUGGAUGGCUCCCAACCCCAUGUUUAGGGGAGGAUCUCCAAACACAGGUGCACCAAGCGGCCCACCAGUGGUUCGGUGUCAACUUCGCAAACACAAGCCCAAUCGCAAGCCGCGGACGCCGUUCACCACACAGCAACUCCUGGCGCUGGAGAAGAAGUUCAGAGACAAGCAGUAUCUGAGCAUCGCCGAGAGAGCCGAGUUCUCCUCAUCACUUAGAUUGACUGAAACACAGGUAAAAAUAUGGUUCCAAAAUCGACGAGCAAAAGCGAAAAGAUUGCAAGAAGCCGAGAUAGAAAAACUAAGACUAUCCGCGCGGCCCCUCCUACCGCCGUCUUUCGCGCUCUUUGGCGGGGGAGGGGCGCCUCCUCUAUUCGCAGCGAUGGCAGCUGCCUCCAGACCUCAGCUGAGCUUCCUAGGAGGUCCGCCGAGCCAUCAACACGCGAUAAACAUGAAUAUACUAAAUUCUCUCCAACCACAUUGACGAAUGGAUCACGCGGCAACGCGUGAAGCAGACGAUCCGCCGCCAUCUUGAAACAGUUCGAAAUUUAAAUUGAAAGGGUCCCUAUUCUCGUAUAAGUGCGUUUUGUUUAUUGUUGCGAAUUUUGAAUUGGCCAUUGUAAUGGAAACGCUUUCGUCUCACUGUUGUUUGAGUUCCAUGCGUUGUGGCAACGUUUUGUUUUCGGAGUUUGAUGCUGUUGGUACAAUUAUUUAUCAAAGGAUUUAUAUUGAAGUAUAUUCCAUACGAUAUUUUCACAAAAAUAGGGCAGACAAGCUUUAUUGUUGAGAAUAGGGACCAUUAGUGUUCGACAAUGAAAAGUUUAAAAAGUGAAUCAAGGACAACAAGAAAUGUGUUCCAAUUUCAAAAUAAACUGUUCGUUUUGUGCGCUCUCAAAUAUAAGGGUAUGGACACACCAACGGGAUGAAUAAUUUUCGAAGUUUUAGAUCGUAAGCCACAUUUUAAUGUAACACCUCUGUUUUAUAAAAAAAAUCUGUUGAAAUCUGUGAGUGUGACAUUUUGUACACAACCUUUUGGUGUCUGUGCACACAAACGAAAUGAAAAUCUCUCUAUAAGUGCAAUUUUUCAAAAUUAAACGGUGAAUAAUUUAUAAUCCGAAUAGAAAAUUGUAAAUAGUUUUACUUACAUUUUUAACUUAGAUUACAAUUUAAUAAUAACUGAGUAAUUUACGAAAUGUUUUUUUUAUAUAUAUCUGAAUAACAGCAGUUACUAUGUAUAACGAUCUGCUUAUUGUUUUUAUGUUAAUAUUGUAAUAAGUAAUAACUUAGUCUGAUUAAGCAAUUCUUUGGAACCCAUUCCACACUAAACUUUCAGCUCCAUAAAAUAUCUAUUUAUGAUAUGUAUAAAUAUUUAUAUCACUUAACACAAUUUCCACAUGUUUGCAUUUCCACUCUCCAGCUUACUAAACUGGCCUUUAACAGCAUUUAAAUAUGAAAUUAAAAUUUAAUACAAUAACAUCUUUGUCAGUUACUGAUUUCCUCUCAGAUCAUCAGAUCUUUACCAUUAGUAUGAGUUUGCUUUACGUUAAACCAAUAAAGCGAGAGCGCGUCUGAUUGGUUGGUUUAUUCGAGCCGGCCAAUCAGAGCGUCGAACGCACUGUCGUUUCGAUUACUUUAAACGUAAAGCAAACUCAUACUAAGGGUACAGACAAAUACAACAGUAACGACAUGACAUUAUUUCAUCACUCAGCUUCUUCAAAUCGAGUGCAAUGAGAAGAAUUAAUUCAGAAAGUAAAUGAGAUUUUUUAUUUUAUUUAAAUAUAUUUAUCUCAGCAGAUAUAAGUCCAUUUCUUUUCGAAGUGAAAUUGUAUUCAACACAAUAAAAUAACCCAAAAUAAUUCAUUAAUUUGACGAUUAUAUUUUUUGCAAAUUUUUAAGACCACAAUGACGCAACAAUUUCAUUACGUCAUAAGUUGCUCUCUCUUAUCUCCUACAAAAUUCAUAAAAAAGUAUCGUUUUUGACAUUUCAAUAAAAGUAUUGCAUUUGACUAGUUGGAAACUACCGUAUUCCAAUAACUAUAGUAGUGAUAUAACACACCAAUAAAUUAAAUACUAAAUAUAUUACCUAUAAUUUUCCUAUUAAGUACCUAACGGCACUAAGCUGUGGGGUUUCUGUACUUAACAUUCAACUAUAAUAUUUACUGAUGUGCAAAUAGUAAUGUAAAUAAUAUUUAAAUAAAUUAUUGUAUACGUAAGAUCGAGUAUAUAUUAUGUAUUAGGUACUUAAGUAUAUUUCUAAAGAGUUAGAUUUUUUAAAACGAAUCGCUGAUCAUAGAUUUUGUGGAUACAACCCUUUUUAGAGCAUUUAGAUUGGAAACAAAUAAUUAAAAAAAGAAAGAAAUACGUUUUUUUUUUCUUUAACGGCAACCGAGUCUCCAAUACAAAGUUGUCAACUAUUCUGCCAAUUCGAUACCUAUUUAGCUUAUAAAAAAAAAUGUGACAGUGACAGCUACAAAGUUUGACAUAAUAUUUGGCGCGAAACAAUCAAUUUUUUUUCGUAUAUUUUCCGAUAUGAAUGCUCUACAUUAUUACCUACUGUUAAGCCAUAGUUAUAUCAAAAUAAGUACUUGAAAAAGUUAAUUUUAUCGCUUUUGUGUCAUAUUAAUUAAAUAUCAAGCUUGUUUAUUACUUUUGUACUUAAAACGGUUUGUUAUGAGCAGCGUCGAAUGAAAUGGAAAUGGCCUACCCAUUUUUAAUUUGCCAAAUUGUACAUUUAUCAUGGCAUUAGACAUUUAAAACGUUGUUCGUAACAAAUCGAAGUGAUUUAAAUUCUGUACAAAAAAAUGUAAAAGCAAAUAGUUUGUCAGGAAUAAUUUGAAUCUACUUUAUAAUCGCCUUUAAUAGAAUACCCAUCUAUACAUAGGAAUGGACUAUGGAACAUUUGUAAAUUAUUGAUUAAAUUAUAAAUUCGUUAUUAGUACAA
This is a messenger RNA of Spodoptera frugiperda (fall armyworm), 3906 nucleotides long. RefSeq names its product homeobox protein MSH-C. The coding region runs from base 616 to 1449 and encodes 277 amino acids. Gene Ontology annotation, cellular component: nucleus. The transcript has 3 exons. Gene Ontology annotation, biological process: regulation of transcription by RNA polymerase II; embryonic morphogenesis. NCBI's taxonomy places the organism in Eukaryota, Metazoa, Arthropoda, Insecta, Lepidoptera, Noctuidae. Gene Ontology annotation, molecular function: DNA-binding transcription factor activity, RNA polymerase II-specific; RNA polymerase II transcription regulatory region sequence-specific DNA binding. The record is from RefSeq and is a predicted model, not a curated record.